ACUCUCCCCCAUUUUCUAUCAGACAUUAUUAUAAUAAUUCCCAUCAAUUGAAGACAUCACUAUAUAAAGAUGCAUCAUUGAAUUUCUCAAAAUCCGAUGAAUUGCUCGAGAAGGAAAAAAAAAAAAAACGAAAGAGAGAGAGAGGAAGAAAGCUGCAUUGCUAUUUAGAUACUGUACUGAACCCCAUCAACCUCAAUCGUGUUGCCUCCUCCUAGAAAUCUUCAUUUCCAAUACAAGCUCAAAAACCAGAGCUCUCUCGCCAACAGUUCUGCAGCAGCUGCUCUCUUGAACCCUUCAAUGGCUGUUCUGGUGUUUCUGGUGCUUUUCCUGGCCUUCACUGGCCAUUCGGGUGCAACAUACUGCUUGUGCAAAGACGGGGUCGGUGACCAAGCCCUCCAGAAGAGCCUGGACUAUGCCUGUGGAGCUGGGGCUGAUUGCUCCGCCAUCCUUCAGGCCGGCUCUUGCUACCAGCCCAACACCGUGAAGGACCACUGCAACUACGCCGUGAACAGCUAUUUCCAGAGGAAAGGCCAGGUCGCCGGUAGCUGCGACUUCUCCGGGACCGCCGCUCCUUCCACUGUUCUUCCGAAUCAACCCUCUGGGUGUGUCUUCGCUUCAAGUCCAAGCUCCAUCACACCCGCUGCUCCGGCGUCCAAUACCACCACGACCAUGUCCCCGCCGGGCACCAUCAUCACCACCCCGACCACGGGGUUCAAUGGCGGCACGGGGUUAGGCCCCACCGGCAUCAACGACUCCAGCGACGCCGCCGACCCGGCUCUCUUCAGCAGCAUCAAUUCAGUCCUCCUCCUCCUCCUCUCCCUGGCUAUCAUUCCCUUGUUGCGUGGUUAA
This is a messenger RNA of Rhodamnia argentea, 849 nucleotides long. RefSeq names its product PLASMODESMATA CALLOSE-BINDING PROTEIN 3-like. The record is from RefSeq and is a predicted model, not a curated record. Lineage: Eukaryota; Viridiplantae; Streptophyta; Magnoliopsida; Myrtales; Myrtaceae. The transcript has 5 exons. Bases 298 to 849 code for a protein of 183 amino acids.